AUGGUUCUCAACCGGUGCACAUUUGUUAUAACCAUUGCCCUACACGUAGUGAUAAUUAUUUUGGCUAUUUUCCAGCUGUUACUGUACGAAAAGUUUUGCUCGCGGAUGCUAGAACACGAAGAUGGACUGCUGAUUAGUGGUGGUUCAAUUCCUACGAAAGAACUAUGGGUGCUUUGCCUACGCCUACUGCAGUUGGUCGAUGUCCAGUCCAUAGUACUGCACGCCUCGUCCAUUAUCGUUUCGUGCCGUUUGUACAAUGAUCCUUACAGUCGACACCUGAACGUAAUCUCCCAUUCUUGGUCCAAUUUUACGAUGAGCUCUCUGCUGAUGAACCUUUGCGCCAUGGUAUUUUUCUUGAAGUUUGCUAAAAUCACAUUCAACGCCGUGCAGAAUACACUGUACGGUGGGCUAGAAAUGUAUCAGUUUGAUGCAAUCUGGAAUGAAUUUUGGAACCACCUGCAAAGCCGCAACCGGUGUUGCGGUGUGGCAAACCCGAGCGAUUGGCAAGGGAUGUUGUGGCGUACGGCGGAUCAGGAAGCACAAUUCGAAAGGUUACUACUUCCAGACGGUGCUCCAAGUACGGUUGUACUCGCCCCAAUUAGCUGCUGCCGGAACCAUCAUCAGUGCAAGGGUGAGCGCAUCAAUCUCGGCAUUGGUGAGCUACUACGAUCGGAUGCCCUAGAUGCCCUGAGCCACAUCAAUCACGCCGGAUGCUUCGAUGUGAUGAGAAGUAAUUUGGCAAGCACUGUGCAGAUGAUCAGUUGGCUGGAUGUGAUACUCUGCUCACUGCAGCUUGGUGCAGUGUUUUGUACGAGACUUUUAUUUAUGGCUAAUCGAAACUUCCAACCUACAACGAAUAUUUGA
Molecule: messenger RNA, 864 nt
Organism: Anopheles maculipalpis
Lineage: Eukaryota; Metazoa; Arthropoda; Insecta; Diptera; Culicidae
Exons: 3
Coding region: 1-864 (287 amino acids)
Cellular component (GO): membrane
Source: RefSeq, a predicted model, not a curated record